Messenger RNA from Mesocricetus auratus (golden hamster), 5092 nucleotides. It is a transcript of the gene Myo1d, whose product is annotated as myosin ID. The record is from RefSeq and is a predicted model, not a curated record. The transcript has 22 exons. Gene Ontology annotation, biological process: actin filament organization; vesicle transport along actin filament. Lineage: Eukaryota; Metazoa; Chordata; Mammalia; Rodentia; Cricetidae. Gene Ontology annotation, cellular component: plasma membrane; cytoplasm; vesicle. Gene Ontology annotation, molecular function: microfilament motor activity; actin filament binding; ATP binding. The coding region runs from base 197 to 3217 and encodes 1006 amino acids.
GUCUCCGUCUCGCCACCUCGGCCCCCACACACCCCGCAGCCACAGCGGGAGGAGCGGAAGCCGCCGGCCUCGCCCGUCCAACAGCCGCGCCGGUCCGAGCGCUGAAGAGCCGCAGCCGCCUCUCUCCGGCCCGACCCCUUCCGAGUGUGCAGUACGCCCCAGCCCCGGCCCGAGUGCGCCCACCUGAGCGAGCGCCAUGGCGGAGCAGGAGAGCCUGGAAUUCGGCAAGGCGGACUUCGUGCUGAUGGACACCGUUUCCAUGCCCGAGUUCAUGGCCAACCUUAGGCUCAGAUUUGAGAAAGGACGCAUCUACACAUUUAUUGGAGAAGUGGUCGUUUCUGUGAACCCCUACAAGGCGCUGAACAUCUAUGGGAGGGACACAGUUGAGCAGUAUAAAGGUCGUGAGCUGUAUGAGAGACCUCCUCAUCUUUUUGCUAUUGCUGACGCUGCUUACAAGGCUAUGAAGAGGCGAUCAAAAGACACCUGUAUUAUGAUAUCAGGGGAAAGUGGAGCUGGUAAAACAGAGGCCAGUAAGUACAUCAUGCAGUAUAUCGCCGCCAUCACCAACCCCAGCCAGAGAGCAGAGAUAGAAAGAGUGAAGAAUAUGUUGCUGAAGUCAAACUGUGUUUUGGAAGCUUUUGGAAAUGCCAAAACCAAUCGUAAUGACAAUUCAAGCAGGUUUGGGAAAUACAUGGAUAUCAACUUUGACUUCAAGGGAGACCCUAUUGGGGGACAUAUCAAUAACUACUUGCUGGAAAAGUCUCGUGUGAUUGUGCAACAGCCGGGAGAACGAAGCUUCCAUUCUUUUUAUCAGCUGCUCCAGGGAGGUUCUGAGCAGAUGCUGCACUCUCUACACCUGCAGAAAUCCCUUUCAUCCUACAACUACAUCCGUGUGGGGGCACAGCUGAAGUCUUCCAUCAAUGAUGCUGCAGAGUUCAAAGUCGUAGCCGAUGCCAUGAAAGUAAUCGGAUUCAAACCUGAGGAGAUUCAAACAGUUUAUAAAAUUUUGGCUGUUAUUCUUCACUUGGGAAAUUUAAAAUUUAUAGUAGAUGGUGAUACACCACUCAUUGAGAAUGGUAAGGUUGUGUCUGCCAUAGCAGACUUGCUCUCUACUAAGACAGACAUGGUGGAGAAAACCCUUCUUUACCGGACGGUGGCCACGGGCCGCGACAUCAUCGACAAACAGCACACUGAACAGGAAGCUAGCUACGGCAGAGACGCCUUUGCCAAGGCAAUAUAUGAGCGCCUUUUUUGUUGGAUUGUUAGUCGCAUCAAUGACAUUAUUGAGGUCAAGAACUAUGACACCACAAUCCAUGGGAAAAACACUGUUAUUGGUGUUUUGGAUAUCUAUGGCUUUGAAAUCUUUGACAACAACAGCUUUGAACAAUUCUGCAUUAACUACUGCAAUGAGAAACUGCAGCAGCUGUUUAUUCAGCUGGUUCUGAAGCAGGAGCAAGAAGAGUAUCAGCGGGAAGGCAUCCCUUGGAAACAUAUUGAUUACUUCAACAACCAGAUCAUUGUGGACCUUGUGGAGCAGCAGCACAAGGGCAUCAUUGCAAUCCUGGAUGACGCUUGUAUGAAUGUUGGCAAAGUCACCGAUGGAAUGUUCCUUGAGGCUCUCAACACUAAAUUGGGCAAACACGGUCAUUUUUCCAGCCGAAAGACCUGUGCCUCAGAUAAAAUCCUGGAGUUUGAUCGGGACUUUCGAAUCCGGCAUUAUGCAGGUGAUGUGGUCUAUUCUGCCAUUGGAUUUAUUGACAAAAAUAAAGAUACUUUAUUUCAAGAUUUCAAACGUCUCAUGUAUAACAGUUCAAAUCCUGUGCUGAAAAAUAUGUGGCCCGAAGGCAAACUGAGCAUUACAGAAGUGACCAAGCGACCUCUGACCGCUGCCACCUUAUUUAAGAAUUCUAUGAUUGCCUUAGUAGACAACCUUGCUUCAAAGGAACCAUAUUAUGUACGUUGCAUCAAACCAAAUGACAAGAAGUCCCCACAGAUAUUUGAUGAUGAGCGCUGCCGCCAUCAGGUGGAAUACCUUGGACUAUUGGAGAAUGUGAGAGUACGCAGGGCAGGGUUUGCCUUCCGCCAGACCUAUGAGAAGUUUCUUCACAGGUACAAGAUGAUCUCUGAAUUCACCUGGCCUAACCAUGACCUUCCCUCAGACAAAGAGGCUAUCAAAAUAUUCAUAGAACAAUGUGGUUUUCAGGAUGAUGUAGCUUAUGGGAAGACCAAAAUUUUCAUUCGAACACCCCGUACAUUGUUCACCUUGGAAGAACUCCGUGCACAGAUGCUUGUGAGGAUUGUCCUCUUCCUACAAAAGGUGUGGCGUGGCACCCUGGCCCGAAUGCGGUACAAGAGGACCAAGGCAGCACUGACAAUAAUUAGGUACUACAGGCGCUAUAAAGUGAAGUCAUACAUCCACGAGGUAGCCAGACGUUUCCACGGCGUCAGGAACAUGAGAGACUACGGGAAGCAUGUGAAGUGGCCAACCCCGCCAAAAGUCCUGCGUCGUUUCGAGGAGGCUCUGCAGUCAAUUUUUAAUAGAUGGAGAGCAUCCCAACUCAUCAAGACCAUACCUGCUUCAGACCUUCCCCAGGUCAGAGCAAAGGUUGCAGCCAUGGAAAUGUUGAAAGGUCAAAGGGCAGACCUUGGGCUCCAGAGGGCCUGGGAAGGCAACUAUCUUGCCUCGAAGUCAGAUACACCCCAGACCUCAGGCACUUUCGUGCCAGUCGCUAAUGAACUGAAACGUAAGGACAAAUAUAUGAACGUCCUCUUCUCCUGUCAUGUCCGAAAGGUGAAUCGAUUUAGUAAGGUAGAAGACCGAGCAAUUUUUGUCACUGACCGUCACCUGUAUAAAAUGGAUCCCACUAAGCAGUACAAAGUGAUGAAAACUAUCCCUCUGUACAACUUAACUGGUCUGAGUGUCUCCAAUGGAAAGGACCAACUUGUAGUAUUCCAUACAAAAGACAACAAAGACCUCAUUGUCUGCCUCUUUAGCAAACAACCAACCCAUGAGAGUCGAAUUGGAGAACUUGUUGGAGUCCUGGUGAAUCAUUUCAAGAGUGAGAAGCGCCACCUUCAAGUGAACGUCACCAACCCGGUGCAGUGCAGCCUGCAUGGGAAGAAAUGCACCGUGUCUGUGGAGACCCGGCUUAACCAGCCACAGCCCGACUUCACCAAGAACCGCUCCGGCUUCAUCCUCAGUGUGCCGGGGAACUGACUGCUGCGCAUCAGAGGUCUGGCCAGGGGAGCAAGAGUCUGGCCCCAGGCUGGCCGGGCCCUUGGCCUCUCCAUCCCCACCCACCUUCCACCUUGCUCAGCAUCCAGGAUCCCAGCCACUUGCUGUCUGCCCUCUAAUACCACUAGAAGUCAGCUUGCAAGGCCUCCAGCGGGCCUCUCCUCUAAGGUGGCCCGCCUGGCUUUCUGACCCGCCUCCGCCUCUGCUCUCUCAACUUUCCGUAGUCCCUGCUCAGGAAACCAAAGACCCUCUGCAGCCUCCCGUGCUGACAGCUCGCCACUUCUUACCCCACAAACAACUGGAUACGGCCAGUGACCACUGCUGACCCCGCAGAAGGAUGGGGGCUCAGGGCAUGGGACAGCUUCUCCAGCCAAAGACACAUCCUCCUGGAGGUUUUGAUCUAGUGUCCACACGCAGAGGACUAGCCCUGCUCUGUGACCCCUACCUGAUGCCUUCCUUCCCCCACGAUUGCACCCCCAGCAGCCAGCCAAAGGCAGCAGGUGAACAGACUUGCCUGUGAAGCCAUCCCUCAGCCAUGUUCUGCAAGGGGUUCCUCCUUCCAGAGCUGUCCCUGGGACAUCUUUUGCCACCAAGGUUCCAGGCCAGGACUUUCUGACCACUUCUCCAUAGAGAUGUCCUGCUGCUACCCAGGGACCAGUUAGCUUAACCUUCCUGCAGAUUGCGGGGUUGCUAGUCAGAUGUUCCCUCUGCUGUAGCCACACUGCCCGGACAAGUGAGGCCUGAGGACGCGUGAGGAGGUGUGAGGGGGGGAGUGCUUAGCUUGGUCCUUUCCCCUAACUCCCCUAGCCAUGCCUCCUCCUCACUGCAGAACUGGGGCUCGUGGGGGGUGGACCCCAGCUGCGGCAGAGCGUGGAGUCCUGGCACUGCAGGCCAGGCCAGGGUGCCCACCUACGCCACACACCUGCCUGCUGGAGCCUGGCCCCCGAGCCCCUGCUGGGGAAGAGCUGCCAGCCUGUCAGUGCCUGCCCUGCGAAGAGUGUGCGUGUUCCGGAGGCCUCCCUGAGACCCCUGCCCCUGCCUCAGCUGCCCAGGAUGUGAGGCCUGUGGGCCGUGCAGGUUUGCUGAGAGCCUAACAUGGAAGGCUGAGACCGACAACCGGCAGGAACAGCAGGGCUCACACUUCCCUCACUUUCUGCCAGACUCUGCCCCCAACCCACCGAGUGCCUGUGUGUCACCUCCUGUGCCUCACCCAGGGCCGGAGGAAGUCACCUGGCUGACCAAGGUGGAUCUAGCCUUGGUCUCAUAACCCCUUUUGCAGAGCUGUGGGCCUUUUACACUGCGGGCGGUUGCCAUGCUGUCCCCAGGAUCCUUUCUCAUCCUCCAUGCUCGGUCAGCUGCCUGUGCAGUGCCAAGGUGCCCCAGCCUGGUUUUGCCAAUCACCAGUGGACACUGACAGCCAUCUGACUGGAACGCCACCUUUCCUUCCCACGUCCUCCCGCAGCGUGUGGCUUUAAAAGUAGACAUGCAAGUGUGUUCAUACACACCAAAGCAGUCAUGCCAAAGGAGUCGCAGAUCGGAGGGUGAGGGCUCUCCUCUCAACCUCUCACAUAGCCUGGGACCCCUGACCCGGGCCAGAACCUCCGAGGAACCGCCCUGUCCACAAGCACUUUCUUAGGACCUAAAGUCAGGGUGUGGCCACUGAAGGACCUGGAAUUUGGGUGUGAUGAUCACAGUAAGGAGACGUGACAUACUGAUUGUAUACAUGGAGUGGGGUCUCUCGAUUUAAUGAAAUGCAGUUUAUGGUUUGGUGCAUAUAUUCCUAUUUUCCACUAAAUUAACUUUAUUUCUAAAGCAUAUUUUGAUUUACCAUCAAGAGCAAUAAAGCAUUAAAUCUUA